AUGGAAUAUCAAAAAGGAGUUGCCAGUCAUUGUAAUAAACUUCGUCAUUGUGCUCCACGUUGCCCUCAAGGAAGCUUCUGUGUGAUGUUUCAUGACAGAAACCAUUUAGAAGAAUUUGAACAUCCUUUUUCCAAUCCUUGCCCACGAUCUCCACUCGAUUGUCUUCAUUACAUCGAAUUAGCAGGAGCAAAAGACACUCGACGUCUUUCAGACGUCACUCAAAAACAUUGUAUAAAAUAUGCUCAUGUGUGUAAAAAUGGUCGCAACUGUACUGAUAACACGCCAUUACAUUUGUCUAAAACUAUUCAUGUUGCCCGUCAUUUAUGUCAUUAUCAAGACAAAUGUAGAAACCUGAAUGACGAAGAACACUUAAAUUCCUUGACACAUCCAAAUGUUCCUGAUAUUCGGCCAGCAUGUCCCUUUGGCGAUAAAUGUCGCGAUCUUCGAAAAUUUGAUCAUAAAGUUAGCCUUCGUCAUCCUUCGGCCAGUGAAGAUGGUGUUGUACAAUAUUAUGGUUCGAAUGAAAAUACAAAUUUUGUGCAGAAUCAGAAAGACAAUGUGGCAAACAUUGAAGACUUUAUUUCAAAAAAUAAAUGGAAACCCUUGCCUUCAGGAGCUAUUCCUCAGCAGAUUCUUAACUGGAUACGCACUAUACAACCCAUUCAUCGAUGUAGUCCAAUUAUAUUUGAAUCAAUACUACUGCAUGGACAUGUAAUGAGUCGUGAAUAUAUGGAACAUUUGAAAGAUCCGAUAUUUGUUGCUCAUUCCGUUUUGCAUCAUACUCGAAUGCGACGUAUUGAAGAACUUAAAACAAAGACAUGUAAAGAGGAUGCUACACUAUAUGUGACUGCACUAGUUGCACUGGAAUUCGAAAACAAUGGUUUUACUGCAGCAACUGUAGUUCCUCCAACUUUACUGGGAGCUGAGGUAGCCAAAGGGACCACACCGUAUUCUAGCAAAGAAACCUACGAACAUAUCAUAAAGAAAAAAGAAAUUAAACUAUCAAAAACAAUGUCAAAGAAUAAUCUAAUUGCCUUGCAUACAAAAGCUAUCGAAAUUGCACAAGCUUCCAUUAAACUUCAUUCAGAUCCAGCUGGUAUUGGUCAUCCACCAGAUAAAGCUUCGGGUACAGAUAAACUUGUUUUUAGUAUCUUAGGACCACGUUUAGGUCAUUAUUACGGAGAUGUUAUUCUUGUUUUCAAACGUGAGAUUUUACAUCAUCCUGAUGCAAACCUUUCUGUUCAAGCAGCAACAUCGUUUGCUAGUGGAAAUGCUUAUAAAUGGUGA
This is a messenger RNA of Rotaria sp. Silwood2, 1287 nucleotides long. Lineage: Eukaryota; Metazoa; Rotifera; Eurotatoria; Philodinida; Philodinidae. The record is from the annotation of a GenBank genome assembly.